Molecule: messenger RNA, 1562 nt
Organism: Tachysurus fulvidraco (yellow catfish)
Lineage: Eukaryota; Metazoa; Chordata; Actinopteri; Siluriformes; Bagridae
Gene: hnrnpca
Product: heterogeneous nuclear ribonucleoprotein C
Exons: 9
Coding region: 176-1093 (305 amino acids)
Cellular component (GO): nucleus
Molecular function (GO): RNA binding
Source: RefSeq, a predicted model, not a curated record
UUUUAUUUUGAAGACACGUUCCCGUUAGCUUGUAGUGUUUUCUCUCGCUUCAUACCGACUCGUUGCGCCUGUGUUAUAAAAUAUCUGCACCUUUACACAUUUACGCGUUUUAACUUUGAACUUUCGUGUAAAUCUUGUGGGACGACAGCAGACGAGCGAUCAACACACAUACACCAUGGAUCGCUCCCCGAACGCCAUGGCCAGCAACGUGACCAAUAAGACGGACCCACGUUCGCUGAACUCUCGCGUCUUCAUCGGGAAUCUGAACACCAUGCUGGUGACCAAAGCUGACGUGGAGGCCAUCUUCAGCAAGUACGGUAUGAUCGUGGGCUGCUCCGUCCACAAAGGUUUCGCUUUUGUCCAGUUCUCGAACGAAAGGAAUGCUCGUGCCGCGGUGGGCGGAGAGGACGGGCGCAUGAUCGCUGGACAGGUCCUGGACAUCAACCUGGCAGGCGAGCCCAAGCCUCACAGAUCAAAAACCACCAAACGUCCAGCAGGAGAUAUGUACAGCUCCACUUUUGAGCUCGACUACGAUUUCCAGAGAGAUUACUACGACAGGAUGUACGCGUAUCCGUCCCGUGUGCCCCCCCCUCCUCCACCCCUCUCCCGUGCCGUCAUUCCCUCCAAGCGAGCACGGGUCAGCCUGAGCGGAGGAGGAAGCCGACGCACCAAAUCCAGCUUCUCAUCUUCCUCCAAAAGCAGCCAGCGCUCUUCAUCACGGGCCACAGUUAAAGCAGACGACCUUCAGACCAUAAAGCGGGAACUGGCUCAGAUCAAACACAAAGUGGAUUAUCUUCUGGAAAGUUUAGACCGCAUGGAGAAAGAUCAUAGCAAGAAAUCAGAAGGAAAGGUGGGGAAGGCGGACAUGGGUGAAGUCUCUCAGCAGCACUCGAGCAGUAAGAAGGAGCGUGACCGAGAGGAGCAGGAGCUCAACGACUCUGACGAAGAGGGAGAUCUUCUGGAGGAAGAUGAGGAGGAGGCAAAGAGUAUCGGCGGAGAGAACGAGGAAGAGGAUGGAGAGGAUGAGGAAGAAGAGGGAGAGCACGAGGAAGGCGAGGAUGACGGCGACAGCAUAAACGGCGAUGACCCAUAGGACUGUUUUGUUUUAGUUUGCUUGCUCGUUCAAACACACACAAACACUCAAACAAACCACCUCAGCCUCCAGAGUGAAGAAACGUCAAAUUCUGGACUCGUUCUUUAUUAAUAAUAAUAAUAUUAAUAAUAAUAACAAAAAAAAGAAUGUGCACACACUUCUCUUCUUGUGAAGCGAUUUUUAAAGUCUGUUGUCUGUCUGAAUAAACAAUCAGUGCUUUGUUAUGGUUAUACUUUUAAAAUUUGGUCCCAUUUUAAAUGCUUUUUCUCUCCCCGUAAUCCCCCUGUCUGUGUGUAUAACAUUUAUUUUCCUUUAAAAAAUGAUCCAUGAGUGUGUUUGUUCAUGAGUAUGUUCAUCGCUAAGUGUCCUACAUGGUUGUUUUUUAUUUUCUCAUUGCUCAUGUCUUCUUUUUUUUCCUGUAAAAAUUCAAGAUAUCACGUUAUGAAUUGCAAUAAAAUGGUCAAAAUUU